CCGAAACGAGAGGUGAGUGCCCGGGGAUUAGUGUCGUUAUCUGAAGAAUUUGGGCUCUCAGUCUGAUAAGGAAUUGAAAUAAGCCAUAUAAAUCUUACAUUCGUUGUCAUGCCAUAUCGCAGCGUAGGAUAAAUAUAUAAUUAAAAAAUAUACUUGUUACAAAACUUUAAGGAUAAGUUAUGACAUGAUUGAGACGAUUCCUAGCUAAGUUUCAAUUCAACCUGUGUUGCAUCUGAUGUUAUCCGCUCGAUCUUAAAUUUUCCGUACUCCGUACAGUACAGUUGCACCUCAAAUGCCAACAAUAGGGAUUCCAAGCAUCUCCAUUUUCGCUCUAAUAACCGUUGCCGCACUUUAUUAGUACACCGUUUCAUCUUCGACUAGCGGGGGACCAUUUUCCAUAGGCUGCACUUCUUAUUGUCCCCUGCCUUCUGUAAUUUAUUUCGCUUUUCUGUGCGGCGGCGAGUGGUUCCUUUCGCGCGCAUUUUUGACGUUUACUUUUUUUACGGCAUAGGCGUUGGUGCGUUCAGCCAGGUUUUCCUGGACGUUAUUUCCUGCCAGUUAUUUUUAAAUUGAUUUUUGAAUGUGUUGUCUGUGGCCAUGGUGAAGUUUUGGUGGAUGUUUGUUUUGUUCGCGAAAACAGCUUCGGCCAGUGACAACGAGUUGCCGGAGUCUGAGGCUGGAAAAGAAUCCCGUUUCCUCCCACUCUUCGAAGUGAAGAGGUUCGACCGGCCAUUAGGACCAGGGGGUUUACCCCCUCUCACCACAGUGCCAAUAGCGGGGGAGCGAUGUUCGCAGAGACUGGAGUCUGCGCUGGACCAGCUGAAGAGACGGAAGAGGAACCAGCCGAAGACCUUGGAUACUCCCGCGAGUCAAAGCAUCGAUCUUAACGGCUACAGCCUGUACCAGCAAAUGCGGAGCGCUCCAGUGGACAUGUAUGUCACAAGGAUGCGAGUGCGACUCCCCCAGAACGCCAACUGGGUUCGCGUGGAAAAAUGCUACUUCGACCCUCGAAACGUCUCUCUGGACACCAUGCUGUUAUUCCACGAUAUAACCAUAAGCGGGAGCGUUGAUCUAUUCGAUGCGAACGAGCUAGAUCGGAAUAUACCCCCAAGUAGAAGAUUAAGAAGGCACUACGCUGAUAGAAGAUAUGACGCGCCAUAUCCAGAUGAAUACAGAUACAGACAAGGUAACGGAUGUAAUAUGAUCCUAAGACUCCGCAAAGCGGGAAUAGGCUUCCAUACACGACCGUUACACCAACAACCUGGCAAAUUUAACGUCAAAACUGACUCGGAAUUCGUCGAGCCCGGUUUCAUAAGCGUCUACGCGUACGGUUGCGAGAAAUAUAUCAACAGGAACUCUAUUAGAAACAAGGAUAAUUUACCAUUGAGGAGGAGAAAGAGAUCUGAUGAGUUCACGUUUGAUCCUCAUUUAAAUCAGCCUGAGGCAUAUGAUAGUCGGACUUCGGAUAAUAGUUGGAACACAGUGUAUGAGCCUCGAAGUAGAGUGAACUAUGAACGAAGCAAGCUCUUCAGACCUGAUGAUGACUUGGACGAGGUUGAAGACAUUUCUAGAGAAAUGGAGGACAUUUUCACUAAAGGGAUCCGGACUUUGUUGACGACUUAUAUGAAGAAAGAGCUGCAGCCCGCGAUCAAAGAUACUCUGAUGCGGAAUAUGGGUUAUGUGAUAUCGUACGGUUAAAUAUAUUUUAUCUGUUUAAGUGUUUAUUGAUAUCUUCGAGCUAUCGCAUAUGGAGUCAUAUUGUGGGAUUUAAAACUCAGAUCGCGUACAUUGAAAAAAAAAAAUAUUGGCA
This is a messenger RNA of Cydia splendana, 1810 nucleotides long. RefSeq lists its product as uncharacterized. The record is from RefSeq and is a predicted model, not a curated record. The transcript is spliced from 3 exons. NCBI's taxonomy places the organism in Eukaryota, Metazoa, Arthropoda, Insecta, Lepidoptera, Tortricidae. Bases 598 to 1698 code for a protein of 366 amino acids.